Molecule: messenger RNA, 1229 nt
Organism: Bursaphelenchus okinawaensis
Lineage: Eukaryota; Metazoa; Nematoda; Chromadorea; Rhabditida; Aphelenchoididae
Source: the annotation of a GenBank genome assembly
AUGGCGAUGUUGGCCAGAACUUCGUUGUCUAAAGCCUUCCAAAGCGCUUGCUCGUUGUCUUGGACUAGUGCACAACACUCUUCGGUUCUUCAUGAAGAAAAAGACAAGAAGGUAGCACUUCCUCCCGGCUACAGAGCUCCAAGAAUAAUGUCUUUGGUGCUGAAGGAUACCUUCAAAGAUGGUAUGUCAAUUAAAGAUGCUGGAAAGUUGGCUGGAGAACGGUUCAAGUCUUUAAGUGAGACAGAAAAGAAGGUAUGUUGUUUUUAAAUUUGUUUUUAUAGCUUUAGAGUUUUAUUCUGAGAAACAAGGGUCACUUUAUAUUAUUCAGCAGAGAUAAAGGUUGUUAUGAAGAGUAACGUCAGUUUUAUGGAUUGUUUUAUCAUAAAAUUUCUGUGAUUUUUACUCAAAAUGUGAAACGUUUUUCAAUCUACAAGAUUUACAGGAAUACGAAGCCAAAAUCAGUGAGAUUGCCGAGCAGCGACGAAAAGAGUUUGAGGCUUUGUCAGAGGAAGAGAAGCAGAAAGCUUACAAUCAAGCCAAAGAACGUCGUGAUCAGCGCCGAGCUCACAAGCACCGUAUUACUUUGAGAAAGUACAAUGAAGAAACUAAUCGACCAAAGCAACCGUCCAACCAAUACGCUUUGUAUGUGAAGAAGCGUUACGAGGAGGAGAGGCCCGAGACCCACAAAGUCAAGGAGUUUUUCAGCAAAUGUGCUGAGGAUUGGAGAGGCCUUAGUGCUGACAAGAAGAAGGUAAGUUUUAACUGAUUUUAUCAGUUGCACGCUUUUUAUUCUAGGCUUUAUAUAUCAUGUUAGGAAGUUAAUCAUGACCUUAUUAGCAAAAAAUUGAUAUAACUUUUGUUUUUAUUUAUGAAUCGAUGUUAAAUUUGAUAAAUGAUAAAGCAAUAGUUUUCGUAUAAGAUUUUAAGUUUUGAAGAAGGUUUUUUAAGUUUGUUUGAAGUUAUGACGAUUUUAAUAUUAUCCAUGUUUAUCAACUUGAUCUUGGUGCUAACUCUCUAAUUUUUCUUUGUUCUUAGCUCCAUCAAACCAUUAUAUUAUGUUUUUUACUAUUAUCUUUAUCAUUUCCAUUAAUAUUCGAAUUUUUAAGCCCUACAAAGAAGAAGCGGAUCAGUUGAAGGACAAGUACUUGGCUGAACUCGAAGAAUGGAAGAAGACUCACGACAAAAAGGCGUUCCAGAAGUAUAAGGAGGGUUUGAAGGAAUCCAAAUAA